CCUUCCCCCCCACUAGCCAAUCUGAACCUUGAAGCAACCUGUCGCGCCCCCAAGAACCGGCCAAAGAACUCCUCCUCCUUCCUCCUCCUUCCUCCUUAAUCCUCACUCCAUCUCUUUUCAAACUGCCGAAAAGCACACGCAACCGAGUGGGAAAAAGAACAGCCAACCCCCACGAAGAAGGGCAGCAGUUUUUUCUCUCUCUUUCUCGCAUGCCGGAGAGGGCCCACCGGCGACAUGCCGCGGUCUCCCGCAGCCGGAAGAGCAAGCCGCCGCAGCCGUCGCCGCCCAGUCGGGCUCCCGCUGCUCGGCGAUCUCCGUUCAAGCACUUGAAGCCGGCGAAGAGGCUCGAGAGGUGCUCGUCCGCGCCCAUGUUGUGGAACUGCGAGGAAGAUCUGGUCGGGGGCGACCCUGGCGAUCUGAGACAGAGCGGGAGUUCGAAUGAUGGGGCUCUGUUCAGCCCCCUGAGCUGCACGGACGUGCUUGCCUCGUCUCCUUCUUUAAUGGGUAGUUAUUCUCCCGGCAGAUUGGAGGGAUACAAUAAGGAAGCCAAGGUGGUGGUCAAUGUAACAGUGGAAGGGAGUGCAGGGCCUAUCCGGAUGAUGGUCAAAUUGGGUUCCAGUGUGGACGACGCGAUCAAACUUGUUAUGAACAAGUAUAAGGAAGAAGGGCGAAUGCCAAAGAUGGAUCGCGGUCACUCGACCGGCUUCGAGCUGCACCGUUCCUACUUCAGCCUUCAGAGUCUGGAUAAAUCAGAGCUUCUCGGGGAUGUCGGUAGCCGAAGCUUUUAUCUGCGAAGGACCACUACUGGUCUUGAUACCAACGGAUUCUCGGCUUCUUUUGGAUCCGGUAAAGCAGUACCAGUGAGCACCAUCUCUCCACAGAGCCCGCCUCCCAUCUUCUUGUUCACAGCUUUCAUAGCUCGAAAGCUCGCGAAAAUCAUGAGGAGGGCUCAUAAGCUCUGGAGAAUCAUCAUCUGCUCGCAACAAGACUAACCCGACAUCCUGUCCGGUGUUGGAGUAGCAUAGUUUUUUUGUCAUGUUACUCUAACUGCUAUUGCCGUUCGAUAUAAUCUUCGUAUAAUUCGGCUGGUUUGAGCACCGAUCCAGCGUACUGGCCAUGUACAUAAGAAGUGUAUACAUUCUUUGCA
Molecule: messenger RNA, 1147 nt
Organism: Rhodamnia argentea
Lineage: Eukaryota; Viridiplantae; Streptophyta; Magnoliopsida; Myrtales; Myrtaceae
Exons: 3
Coding region: 210-992 (260 amino acids)
Source: RefSeq, a predicted model, not a curated record